Molecule: messenger RNA, 204 nt
Organism: Clunio marinus
Lineage: Eukaryota; Metazoa; Arthropoda; Insecta; Diptera; Chironomidae
Source: the annotation of a GenBank genome assembly
AUGAACGAUUUGAAACACCUUUUGAUGAUUAAAAAUGGCUAUUUUCUGGAUAUUUGUGGGGUUAAGAAUAAGUUAGGAGCCAAGGACAAUUAUGAAAUCUUAAGGGAAAAAAGCAAAAAAUCUCUUCAAGGAUGCGUAUAUGAAAAAAAAGAAGAACUGUUGACAGAAGCUAAUAAAAGAAACUGUUUGAGACCUCUUCAUUGA